Larimichthys crocea (large yellow croaker) is the source of this 3885-nucleotide messenger RNA. RefSeq names its product protein-L-isoaspartate (D-aspartate) O-methyltransferase domain containing 1 (gene pcmtd1). The record is from RefSeq and is a predicted model, not a curated record. Lineage: Eukaryota; Metazoa; Chordata; Actinopteri; Sciaenidae. Gene Ontology annotation, molecular function: protein-L-isoaspartate (D-aspartate) O-methyltransferase activity. Gene Ontology annotation, cellular component: cytoplasm. Bases 396 to 1478 code for a protein of 360 amino acids. The transcript has 6 exons. Gene Ontology annotation, biological process: protein modification process.
ACACUGCUAAACCACGUGACCUGUGUUUACAUCCUCUUCUCAGCUGUUUCUUUCUUCCUCCACUUCGGCAGCACGGCUCUCUCCGUCACUACUUUACCUUUUCAACCCAACUAGCCACUCGUCUCCGGGGGGUUAAGUAGCCCGUCAGUCAGCCCGUGAGAGGAGGCUCAAAGUCAGCGAACGUCGCAUUGCACAUCCACGUUAACAAGGAGCGAGUUAAUGCGACACGGCAUUGUCACUUGCCGCCUGGACAUGACCGUUGUCUGAACCGACGUUUGAGGAGAGUCACAGCGGCAGCAUCCUUCAGCCAGCCGUUCAUCUCCAUGCCACUCUGAGGAGGAAUAACUCAUCCUGAGUACGAGUUCGGCCCUUGAGUUUCUCUUCUCUUUUUCACCAUGGGGGGAGCCGUGAGCGCUGGGGAGGACAAUGACGACCUCAUUGAUAAUCUGAAGGAGGCUCAGUACAUUCGCACAGAAAAAGUUGAACAUGCUUUUCGGGCCAUAGACCGCGGGGACUACUAUCUGGAUGGCUACCGGGACAGUGCCUACAAAGACUUGGCAUGGAAGCAUGGCAACAUACACCUGUCUGCUCCGUGUAUAUACUCUGAGGUGAUGGAGGCUCUCAAACUACAGCCAGGACUUUCUUUCCUCAACCUGGGCAGCGGAACCGGCUAUCUGAGCACAAUGGUUGGCCUUAUCAUUGGGCCAUUUGGUGUGAACCAUGGAGUUGAGCUCCAUAAGGACGUUGUUGAAUAUGCCAGAGAGAAACUGGAUGACUUCAUAAAGAAUAGUGACAGCUUUGAUAAGUUUGAAUUCUGUGAACCCGUCUUUGUGGUGGGGAAUUGCCUUGAAAUCUCAACAGACAGCCACCAAUACGAUCGUAUUUAUUGCGGUGCGGGAGUGCAGAAGGACCAUGAAAAUUACAUGAAAGUGCUGCUCAAAAUUGGAGGCAUUCUGGUGAUGCCUAUAGAGGAUCAGCUGACCCAGAUAACCAGGACUGGCCAGUGCACUUGGGAGAGCAAAAACAUCUUGGCGGUGUCCUUUGCCCCCUUAGUCCAGCAGAACAGAGCUGAUGGAGAGAAGCCUGACACUGUCCAGCUGCCUCCGGUGACUGUCCGCAGCCUUCAGGAUCUGUCUCGGAUCUACAUACGCCGCACCCUCAGAAAUCUUACCAACGAAGACAGUCAGGGGAAGGGGAUGGUGCAAAGAGUUCCCCAGAAGCGCAAACGCAGACGCUGCAGACGGCGACGCAUCAACACCUACGUUUUUGUAGGCAACCAGCUGAUCCCCCAAAUGGGGGAGAGCGAGGAGGAGGAGCACCCAGAGGAAGCGCACACAGAAGUGGUGGUGGAGGAGGAGGAAAAAGACAUUGGCGACAUUGAAAUCCUCAAGCAAGUGAACAUGUUGAGAGACCAAAUAAUGGCUUUACCGCUGCCUGAAUCACUGAAAGCAUAUUUGCUGUAUUACAGAGAGAAAUGACUGAUUCACACAAUACCCACUCUUCACGGGUGCAGCGCCUGCUGAAAUGCUUUUCUUCACCUUUCUCAGUGCAAAUGUAGCAUUAUUUCCAUUAAAUCUUGAUGGCAAAACUGUAACAGAAAAAGACGUCAUAGAUAUUAUUGGAUAAUAAUGUUAUGAUUGUCAUGAAUUGUUAGUUUUUGUUGACAUUUUCUUUUGAUUUGUAUAUCGAAAAAAAACAAACCAAUGUAAAAAGUAUACUAAAUAGUUUCAGAAACCCAUUUUGAGAUUCAGAUUUUAUCACAAUGUGAGGAUUUCUGCAGGGUGCAGAUUAAAAAUUGUAUAAAAAACAAAACAAAGUUCUUACUAUAUUUGUUAAAAAAUGAUCAUGCUAAGAUGAAGUCUUUUAUUGCAGCUUUUUUAGAAGCUUUAACUUACUAUCAGUGUUGGGGCAAUUUAAUGAUGCCGAAAGGAGCAAAAGACACUGAAAGACAAAUAAGGCCACAUCCCAUUUUGAGUUCAAGAGUAAGACAUUCUUGCGUAAUCAUGAAUGAGACACUUAUGUCGUUACUCUUCUUGAUAUUUUAUUUUCAACGUGUUUUGUACCUUCCUAUUACAAGAGAUCAUUCAGAGACUAGAUUGGUUCAUGAUUUUUUCUACAGGGCACCUUUUAAUGAAACUUUUUCUACAGGGUGCUUACAUACUUGUGUUUUCUCACUUUGCGUAUGAGUAGCUGACAUCCUACUUGAUAUGAUAAGGUGUUGUAGGCCCUCCCCUCUCCAUGAUAUUCCUUACAUUGUUGAUGCAAAUAUAAUAGUAUAAAAAAAAAAUCAUAUCAGAGUUUUUAAAAUAAUGGUGAAGCUCAGUGGUGAUUCACGUUUUCAGCUGUUUUUUUUAAAGAGGGAACUGUUAAAGGGGAGAUGUUAGUCAUUAAUGAGUACAUGCAUGAAUAUACUGUAUACGUGUUGGGUGUUCCUGACUUUGCUUCACAUCUUAUGAUUGGUCACUGGAGGUGAUGUCCCAGGUGAUCUAGUCCAGAAAUGUUUUCACAUAAAAAAUAAAAUAAAGAUUUUAAAGGAUAUUAAUCAGUUAGAUGGCCUUGAGACAAAUCUCAAAUUCUGUAUAGUGCUGCGUUUUUGUUUUGUUUUUUUGUUUUUUGACAACAAUGCAAAUCAGAAUCGCUGAGGAUUUUGAAGCCUUUUGUAUUCUGGACUGUAGAAGUGUCCAGCAAAGCACCUUAUUCUGCAGUCCUCAAGCAAAAAAACAAACAAACAAAAAAAAAAGGGGCCAUUUUUUUUUUUUUUGGCUUAAUUUGUAUUGUGGACUGAUUACUUGUAAUGUAAAUCCUGUUUAAUCAAAGUACAAUUUGCUUGCAGAACUCCCCUGAUAGUGAUGGCUUCUAAGUGCCAACGUACCCCAUCACAUUGGGACUUCUGUGAGUUUGCUGGCACAGUAAAAAUUACCGAAAACAAAUGGCGUAUUUCUACAAAAACAUUCCAUGGUGGGAAAAAAAAGAAAACGGCACAUCAUCACAGAUAGAUGUCACACUUUUUUCUUCAUGCUUUUUACGGUCACAGACUUGGAAAUUUCCUUCAUCUUACUUUGAAUGCAUAAUUUAGUAUUCCAAAAGCUGAGCUGAAUGUUGUUGAUAUUAAUUCUAUUCAAUAUAAAAGUGAUAUAUAUGUAUAUUUAUCAUGAUUCUGCAUACAGUUUAAUUUGCAUUUGGUUUGUUGUAGCACCCUCUUGCUGUACUGUAUCUUGACACUGGGACUCUGUAGAUCAAAACUCCACUGCUGUCUGUUAAAUAGAUAAGAUAUAUUAGUGCUAUCAGUCUUCAUUUUGUUCUGGUGUAAUGAAAAAUGUUUUGUUUGAAAAUGGGGGUGAUUAUUCUAUUAGUAGUUUUUUGUGUGUGUGAAGAGGUAACAUUUAUUUUAUGUAAGGUUUUUUUUUUACAUUCAUCAGAAAGCUUUGCAAGUAAGCAAUAAUGGAAUAAUUUCUCAGCUUAUAAUUACCAAUAACAACAUAGUCCCAUUUGAUUUACGUAGUAUCCAUUAAUUCACAUGACCAAUUACAGGCAUGAAACAGUUCAUAUACCAUUAUCUAAAAUGUAAUUGCUAAUUAGAGAGCACAUUAAGUAUUGAAAGCAGGGGACCUACAACCUCGACUCUCAGGUCACGCCUUGCACCAAAGUUAAUGGGACAGCUGUGAUUACGUCUAAUGUGGACGAGAGUCGGCUACAAAAAUGGCACCCGGUAAAGACCAAGUCAUAACCAAUUCUGUGCUUUUAUAUUAAAUUAAUUUGUCAAGAGCCAAAAACAGUUCUGUUACUGUUUUAUCAGGCCUAGGUUGAUUUCUGGUGUGCAGUUCAUUUUGAAAAUGUGUUGUUUCUCCGUAAAUGUUUGGCACAAAAAUAAAGGUCACAAUCACA